Prorocentrum cordatum is the source of this 756-nucleotide messenger RNA. The record is from the annotation of a GenBank genome assembly. Lineage: Eukaryota; Dinophyceae; Prorocentrales; Prorocentraceae.
AUGCCGAGAACAUCCACCCAUGGAACCAUUUGCGGGCUGGGAUAUAUCCAGUUGCUUACGCAGCUCGCACUGAAGGUGCUCCAGAGCCGUUGCGGCUACGGCUCGUACAUCCUGGACGUCUCCGACGUCGAGCGUGCCGGCACGGUCAGCGGCACCGGCGGAGGGCCCGGGAAGCGGCACGAGUCUCGCAACCCGCAUUUCGCGAGGGGCGCCGGGGCCGACGCGCCCAAAGCGCUGCUGCAGGAGUUCGGGGCCCUGAACAGUGGGCUCGCGGUCCUCCGCGCGGCGAUCAGGAUCGGCACGGAGUACUACCCGGAGUUCCUGUCGCACAUCGUGUUCCUGAGACCGAACGUGCUGUUCUCCACCUUCUUCAAGAUUUUCCGCGUCUGGUUCCACCCGCGGACGCGCAACAAGCUCAGGAUGCUGGGUGGCUGGGCGCACCCUCCCGUGGCGAGGCUGGACCAGUGGUACGACCGCCAGCAGCUCCCCGCGGAGUUCGGCGGGGAGGGGUGGUGCCUCGAGCACGACGCCUUCCUGAGGAGCGCGCUGGACGCCUACGCGUCUGGAGCCGCCAGGCAGAGCUGCUCACGGUCCGACCCCAUCCAGUCCCCGGGCUUCGAUGCCGAGCCGGCCCGCACGCGAGCCGAUUCCCUCGCCAGCCUGCAGGGCCCAAGCCCGACACGCGAUCCCAGACGAUCUGACCCCAAUUCGCCGAGCGCGUUCCACUACUCGAAAAGUGCCUACUCGCAAGCGUCC